Molecule: messenger RNA, 519 nt
Organism: Linum tenue
Lineage: Eukaryota; Viridiplantae; Streptophyta; Magnoliopsida; Malpighiales; Linaceae
Source: the annotation of a GenBank genome assembly
GCUGCGGCGCUAACAUCGCAAACAUCUAGAAAGGCCAUUAAAGUAGGAAAGCUUCUGGACCCCAUCAAGAUUGUCGCACAAGUGCUAAUUUACUCCUUCUUCAUAGGUAACAUACCAACACAUUCUGAGAUCAAGCUGGCAAACUCGUACUUGUAUGACAAGUCAAUGUGCUUGUUCACCUGGAAGCUCUUCCUCCCGGAGGAAGAGUUCAGCCUCGAUCACCCCGGCUGCCAACCCUCUCGUCCAGGACAGGGGUGGCCCACCAUAUUGAAGCUCUUGCGGCCCACCUUCACGGUGGUAGCAGAACAAGUUUGGAUGAGGGAUAGGGCCAUCACUUACUCCGAGGAAUUGGGGAAAGUGAAUGUCGAUGCUCCUGUUCUGGAGUACAAGGAUGCAGUUCACGAGUUUGCUACCCUCGACAUGCUGCUGAAGACUCCUCAGACUAAGGCAUGUGCGGAGGAUGUUGCGAUCUGGGUGAAAAAGUUUAUUUUGUUUCGAUGUCACAAUUUCUCGUAUUAG